GGAUAUGUUUUGAAUCGGAGCGCUGAACAUUUUAAUAGAUUGUCCGCAGAUUGUGGAUAAACUCGACGUUCAGGUCGGUUAUAAAUGUGACAGAAACGAAGAGCUGCUGUUUGUCUGCAGGCAGUCUGACAGUGUUUGGACGCACAGAGCCGUACACUCAUAUACAGCUCUGAGGGAGGACGCUGGAGUUUUUUUAAUGAAUCAGCACGGAGGACAACAAGUCGUCGAAAUAAAACCGUCGGUGUUGUUCUAAACCGCUAAUCGGACGUUUUGGUCGGUGACUGUUCGAAGCCUCUUCCAUGACUGAGCGGGAGGUAGAAAGUGUUCCCGGCGGCUCCUCCGCCCUCAGCAGAGGGACCACAGCGCCUCCUGCCCGCCACAGCGUCCUGCUCAGCCCGCCUCCGCCCGGAAGACUGACGUCCCUCCGAACCAGGGACCUGACGUUGGGAGCGGCUCUGAAGAAACCAAAGAAAACAUUCGAGCCAAACGUCCACGCUGUGAGGAAAAGCAAAGACGAUUGCUCCAAAAAGGAGAGGAGACAGAGGGAAGGAAAGAGGAGAGAGUGCAGAGGGAGGAGGAGAGAGCGUCCUCAGAUCAUCCAGUCUCACUCCAUCUUUGAACAGGCUCCUGAGAACACCACAUGGAAGACAGGAUGGCGAGGUGCUGCAGAUCUUCAGGUGACCACAGCCUCACCUGCAUGCAGACCGACAAAGGACGAGAGGAAAGACUCCAAGGAGGAUGAAGAAGAGAUACUCAGCAAGAUCCAGUGUGACGACUUUAUCGAUGAUCUGGGUCUGACAAACGAUGCCAAACUGAGACCGAUUCUGCUGCCUCUGUGUCAGUCCACCAAUGUGAUGAAGAAGGAAUCACUGAUCAACACCUUGAGUACGGGACAUAUGUCUGGCUUCAGAACAGCACCCUGUGGAGCUCGGGGUCCAACAUCUAAAGUCCAGGGGCCAGAGCAGCCUUCACUGGUGGAGGUUCUGCGAGCUCUCAGGCUGUCGGGUCAGGAGGACCUGUUCUUCAUGCAGCUGCCUGACUGUAUGCCAGGCGGAGCGCCGGGGUGUCCACUCAAAGCCGGGGUCAGCCCGACAGCAGGAGGCGCCACCAGCAAGUUAGACAAGAGGCUGAAAGCUGCUGUGAACCAACAAACACCUACGGGUCCUGGAGUCAAGGACACUUCCAUGGUGCUGUCAGAUAUUCCAGAAGGAUUUCUGGGAAAACUCCAGAUCAGGAAGUCAGGCAAGAUGCAGCUGAAACUGGGUGAUAUUGUCAUGGACGUCUCUGAGGGAGCGGCGUUCUCCUUCCUUCAGCAGUUGGUUUCAGUGCGUCUGUCCGACGCUCGGACUGGAGACAUGAUGGUGUUGGGGAACGUCCACCGCAAGCUGGUCCUGUCUCCGGACUUCCAGGUUUUACUCCAAGAAGCUGUCACAGAAGGAGCCAGAUGAAAAUUUUCAGCAGAGGACAGAGGGACACGUCGAGCCCCACCUACUGUCUCAUUCCUGUUUUCAUGUGUCCAUGCACGCAGCUGUUUU
Molecule: messenger RNA, 1535 nt
Organism: Thalassophryne amazonica
Lineage: Eukaryota; Metazoa; Chordata; Actinopteri; Batrachoidiformes; Batrachoididae
Exons: 8
Coding region: 300-1448 (382 amino acids)
Biological process (GO): transcription by RNA polymerase III
Cellular component (GO): RNA polymerase III complex
Molecular function (GO): DNA binding
Source: RefSeq, a predicted model, not a curated record